AUGGCUGUGUUAUACCUUUGCUGGCUGGCUUGGGCUGCGUCCUGCCUCGCUCAACUUCAGAGCUUUCAUCCCAUCGGACACGAUGAUCUUACCUACAGCAUCAAUAUUCCUCAGAGCACGGCGCAGUCGGGCUCAGGGUCGAUAUACUUUCAAUUAAACUCAACAAAACAAGUGCGAUGGUUCGCCCUGGGCCAGGGGACGCGGAUGGUGGGCGCGAAUAUCUUCGUUGUAUAUCCAAAUGGCAACAACAACAUCACUGUUUCACCACGACUGGGCAUGGGCGAAAUCCAACCACUAUUCAACAGUGAUGCUCAAGUCUCGCUCUUGGAUGGAAGCAGUGUCUCCAAUGGCGCGGUAACCGCGAAUAUCCGAUGCGAUAGCUGUAUCAAAUGGACUGGUGGAAGCGCCGACGUGACAAGCUCCUCAAGCUCCUGGAUCUGGGCCGUGAAAUACGGAUCACCGCUAGAUUCGAGCGAUGUCUCUGCCGAACUCACUCAACAUGACGAUUCCGGUGCUGUGACUGUUGACCUCGUCAAAGCUACAGGAGGAAGCUCCGAUAAUCCAUUCUUCGAUUCCUCCAAAUCCACCUCUUCGUCUCCUGUGACUCCUACAAAAGUCACCACGGCUACUGCUCAGAAUCCGCUAGCCGUGUUCAACAAGAAGAGAACCGCACACGCAGUACUAAUGAUCAUUGCAUUCGUGAUCAUGUUCCCCUUCUUCGCCUUGACACUUCACAUCUUCCCAUCCUCCAAGACAGCAAGUGUCCACGGGUUACUUCAGCUUCUGACGCUGGUGGUUGCUCUAGUCGGCCUCGGACUCGGAGUGUCCAUGGCCCAGGAUAUCAACUUGUUGACCAACCACCACCCUAUCAUUGGCAUGGUGGUUGUUGCCGGACUGACUGCUUUCCAGCCAAUCAUGGGCCUGCUGCAGCAUCGCUAUUAUCGCAAGAGUGGUGGAAAGGGCAUCUUUGGUUAUGUACAUCGGUGGUUUGGGCGAGUGAUGAUUGUUUUGGGAAUUAUCAAUGGUGGGCUUGGGUUUCAAUUGGCGAGGGGACCUAAGGGCGCUAUUAUUGCGUAUAGUGUUGUGGCUGGAAUUGUGGGAGUGUUUUAUUGUGCGGUUAUUGUCUGGGUACAGAUGGGUCCGAAACGCAGUCGGUGA
Messenger RNA from Penicillium subrubescens, 1158 nucleotides. Its product is annotated as cytochrome and DOMON domain-containing protein. The transcript has a single exon. The record is from RefSeq and is a predicted model, not a curated record. NCBI's taxonomy places the organism in Eukaryota, Fungi, Ascomycota, Eurotiomycetes, Eurotiales, Aspergillaceae. Bases 1 to 1158 code for a protein of 385 amino acids.